Messenger RNA from Vigna umbellata (rice bean), 1236 nucleotides. RefSeq names its product serine decarboxylase-like. Gene Ontology annotation, molecular function: carboxy-lyase activity; pyridoxal phosphate binding. The record is from RefSeq and is a predicted model, not a curated record. NCBI's taxonomy places the organism in Eukaryota, Viridiplantae, Streptophyta, Magnoliopsida, Fabales, Fabaceae. Gene Ontology annotation, biological process: carboxylic acid metabolic process.
CAGUAUUCCAACAGUUUGUGCUGCAUAGUUGUUGUCAACAGAGCUAAGCUGACAAUGUCUCUAGAGAAGAAGUUGCAGAUAGGUAUUGAAGACAAGCUUGCCCUCACCGAGUUCAAUGGCGAGACACAACCUAAUUUGGAUUCAGUUAUUUCUCACUACGCCCAGAGUCUUAAUCAGACCAACUUACGAUUCUUGGGCUACCCCACUAAUCAAAACCUCAACUGUGACACAUUAGCACCGUUGCUUCAUUUUCAUUUGAACAAUGCUGGUGAUCCAUUUGGAGGGAGCAGCUACACCAUGAAUUCAACAUCAUUUGAAGUUUGCGUGCUUGAUUGGUUUGCAAAUCUAUGUGAGAUAGAGAAGAGCAAGUAUUGGGGAUACGUCACAACAGGAGGAACCGAAGGGAAUCUUCAUGGGAUUUUAGUAGGGAGAGAACAAUUGCCGGAUGGGAUUUUAUAUGCCUCACAAGAUUCCCAUUAUUCAAUCUUCAAAACCGCAAGAAUGUAUCGAAUGCAAUGCAUGAAGGUUAGCAGUUUGGUCUCUGGAGAGAUUGAUUGUGAUGAACUAAAGACAUUGCUUCUUGCUCACAGGGACAAGCCAGCCAUCAUCAAUCUCAACAUCGGGACAACUAUGAAAGGAGGAGUUGAUGACCUUGAUCUUGUAAUACAAACACUUAAGGAAUGUGGUUUCGCUCGCGACAGGUUCUAUAUUCAUUGUGAUGGAGCUUUGUUCGGAGCCAUGUUGCCUUUUAUCAAACAAGCACCAAAGAUCAGUUUCAAGAAACCCAUAGGAAGUAUAGCUAUUUCAGGGCAUAAGUUUCUGGGAUGUCCAAUCCCAUGUGGUGCUGUAAUAACUCGUAAAGAAUACAUAAACGUAUUAACUGAUGUAGAAUAUAUUGGUUCAAGAGAUGUUACAAUCACAGGUAGUCGUUCUGGGCAUGCAUCGAUUUUUCUUUGGUAUGCCAUAAAAAGAAAAGGUUUUGUGGGACUUGAAAGCGAAGUGCAUAAAUGCAUAGCCAAUGCAUCCCAUUUACAACAUCGAUUACGAAAGGCUGGAAUUGGUGCAAUGUUAAACAAGUUUAGCAACAUCGUUGUCUUUGAAAGACCACCAGACGAAGACUUUGCUCGUAAAUGGAGUUUGGCAUGUGAGGGAAACAUUGCACACGUAGUAGUGAUGCAACAUGUUACCACUGAAAUGUUGGAUUCCUUUGUUGAUGAAUUUCUUCAAAAACGGUCC